UUUUUUUUAAAUUAUUACAGUUUAUAAUUAGCAGAAUGAAUUCCUCGAUAUUCAUACAUCUGUGGAUUUGUAUGUUGGUAUUCCUACCAUCAUGUUACAGAGGUCGAGCUCAGUUCUUUUUUAAAGAUGGUUUGAUGAUAAAUAAAACCGACUGGUACCUACAUCUAAAAACCAAAGAAAUAGCUCAUCAUAUUCAAAGAGCUGUCUACUAUAUGGAACAACUUUAUACGUAUGAAUAUAAUGAUAAUUCUAAGUUAAAUAUGGAUAUUGGAAGCCCGGAGUAUGGACUAUUGAUCGAAUCUCAGCUUUCCGAAGAACAUUAUUCAUUAUAUAGGCAUGCUCAAACUAUUUCUGAAUUUUCCACCUCUAUUAGCCAUAGAGAAUGUCGAGUUGGUGGAGCCCAAUGUGCCAUAGACUUAUCGAAAGUGAAACAAGACAAGACAUCUUUGGGUAAGUUUUGUUUGUCCUUGUAUUACAACAAAACUGCAUGCAUCGGGAUGAACUUAAAGUAUCGUAGUCCUGACGGUUCUUGUAACAACUUGAAACGUUGGUAUUCGGGAAAAGCAACCACGGCUUAUAAACGUUUGCUGUUUAAUAACUAUUGGGAUAGUUUUUAUGAAAUUAAUUUGUCGAAUGCUAUAACCAGUCCUAGAAGUCUGAGCGUUGCAUUUGUCAAAGACGAGCACUCACAAGAUGACUUCAAAACGAUGGCAAUGCCGUACUGGACAAUUUUUAUAGGCCAUGAUCUAUCUCACACGGCAAUGUCUAUAUUGAUGAAACGUAAUAAAUCGGUGAGCUGUUGUUCACAUGGCCGGAACGAGCUCUCUCCUUCGCACACGCAUGAGUUGUGCAUGCAAGUGAAGAUGUCGGGUGAAGAUCCAUUUUUCAGAAACAAUAUUCGUUGUAUGAACUACGUGCGUUCGGUGCCAGCAUUGAGUUCCGAUUGUACUUUUGGACCCAAGGAACAAAUGAACCAAGCUACUCAUUAUUUAGAUGGGUCGAUGAUAUACGGUUCGUCGGCGAAACGGACGUGGUCGUUGAGGACCAACUCGGGCGGCCAACUAUUGACAAGCAUGGCCUUAAAUAUCGAGAGCCAAAGCGACCCGGUACAGUCGCAGUAUAUGCCGCUGGAAGACACCGAAUCGAACGCCUGUCAGUAUGGCAGUGGUACUUGUUAUAGGGCAGGUGACAUCCGGGCAAACGCGCUUCCCCAACUGACGGUCAUGCACACAUUGUGGAUGAGGGAACACAACCGUUUGGCCAAACUUCUGUCACAAGUCAACCCGCACUGGGACGACGAACGAAUUUUUCAGGAGGCCAGGAAAAUCGUUACAGCAUCCAUACAGCACAUCACUUACGCCGAGUGGCUGCCAGCGCUGCUCGGGGAAAACUACACCAAGCGGAACGGGCUUGAACCGUCGACAAAAGGCUACAGUAAUGCGUACAAUGAGACCACCGACCCGAGCGUCAGCAACAGCUUUGCGACCGCAGUAUUACCGUUCGCUAAUUCCAUGGUUAGCGACACCAUAAGUUUAUAUACGGAAGGCCGAGUGAUUAACGCAAAUCUUUCGCUGAAGGAACAUUACAACCGACCAACUGGUUUACUAUUAAAUUACAUGGAUCAGCUUGUCAGAGGGCUAUCUACGCAGAAUACACAAAAAAUCGAUAUGCUAUUUACUCAAACGCUUACAAAUUACUUAAACAGUGUUCAUCCAAACAACUUGUUCGGAAUGGACAUUGUCAGCUUGGAUAUACAACGAAGCCGCGAUCAUGGUAUACCAAGCUACACAGAAUUUAGAAAAUAUUGUCGACUAAAAGCUAUAAGAAGUGUAAAAGAUUUAUCCCGGAUCAUGGUUGAAGGGUCAACUGAUAGACUAUUGAAACAAUACAAUCAUUGGAGAGAUAUAGAGCUAUUUGUAGGUUUAUUGUUUGAGAAACACGAAGACGACUCAAUGGUUGGCCCAACGAUGAGAUGUAUCAUUAGAGAACAGUUUAUAAGAACUAGAAUAGCAGAUAGAUAUUUUUACGAUUUACCGAAUAUAUUCAAUGAAUAUCAACUGACAGAAAUCAGAAAAGUGACGCUUGCCCAGAAUCUUUUGUGA
This is a messenger RNA of Acyrthosiphon pisum (pea aphid), 2102 nucleotides long. Its product is annotated as peroxidase-like. Gene Ontology annotation, molecular function: heme binding; peroxidase activity. Bases 36 to 2102 code for a protein of 688 amino acids. The transcript has 10 exons. Lineage: Eukaryota; Metazoa; Arthropoda; Insecta; Hemiptera; Aphididae. Gene Ontology annotation, biological process: response to oxidative stress. The record is from RefSeq and is a predicted model, not a curated record.